AUGGACGUAGUAUUUUUAGGUUUAUCAAAAGCUGGUAAGACUAGCAUCAUUAGAACUUUAACUUCCAAAUGCUAGCCAAAUUAUCAAGCAGUCUUUGAAACUACAUAAAAAGUAGAAAAAUCAGAAUUGACAAUAGCUGGAAACCAAAUUAACAUUUAUGAUUUCUAUGGUACCUUUUAAAUUGAAAAUGCCAAGCCAGAAGAAAAAGAAUACUUGAAAAAGUGUGCUUCAAUCGUAUACAUUAUUGAUGGAUAGAAUGAAACUUAUGAAGAAGCAGUAAACUAUUUUGAAAAAUUGUUUGCCGAAAUAGUAAAAAUUAACCCCAAUUGCAAUUAUCAUUUCUUUGUUCACAAAAUUGAUAAUGAUGGUUUUGCUACUUUAGAUAAAAAAACUGCUAUUAUAAGUUCAAUUAAAGGUUAGCUCAUCGACUUCUUUAAUACCUACAGUAAUUUAAAGCCUAAUUAUGAUAUUAAUUUAACAAACUGGUAAGAUCAAUCUCUUUCUGAAGCUUUUAGUAAAGUUAUCCAUAAGGUCAUUCCUCAAGUAUCUUAUAUUGCUUCUCUUCUUACUUCUCUAGUUACUAACUCUAAAAUGGAAAAAGCUUUCUUGUUCGACUAGGUAAACAAAUUAUAUAUUGCCACCGAUGCUGGUCCUUUUGAUUAAAAUACAUAUUAAAUGUGCUUUGAAAUGAUUGAUGUCUUUUUAGAUAUUUCUUUCAUUUACGAUCCUACUGAAAAUGGAUAAAUUAAAAAUUCAGAAGGUUCAUUAAGCAUUAAAUUAUCUGACAACACUGUUUUAUUAAUGAAAUCCUUCAAGGAAUAUCUUUGUUUGAUAUGCAUAAUUAAGCAAGAAAACUACGUCAGACCUUUCAUUAUUGAUUAUAACAUUGAUGAAUUUUGCAAAGGUUUGGAAGAAAUGAUUAAAGUCACUAAAUGA
This is a messenger RNA of Tetrahymena thermophila SB210, 936 nucleotides long. RefSeq names its product Gtr1/RagA G motif protein. Gene Ontology annotation, cellular component: nucleus; Gtr1-Gtr2 GTPase complex; lysosome. Lineage: Eukaryota; Ciliophora; Oligohymenophorea; Hymenostomatida; Tetrahymenidae. The transcript has 7 exons. The record is from RefSeq and is a predicted model, not a curated record. Gene Ontology annotation, molecular function: GTPase activity; GTP binding. Gene Ontology annotation, biological process: regulation of autophagy; cellular response to amino acid stimulus; positive regulation of TOR signaling.